Molecule: messenger RNA, 1608 nt
Organism: Gaeumannomyces tritici R3-111a-1
Lineage: Eukaryota; Fungi; Ascomycota; Sordariomycetes; Magnaporthales; Magnaporthaceae
Exons: 5
Coding region: 1-1608 (535 amino acids)
Biological process (GO): protein neddylation
Cellular component (GO): cytoplasm
Molecular function (GO): NEDD8 activating enzyme activity
Source: RefSeq, a predicted model, not a curated record
AUGACGGAAGUCGUGGCCGGCCAGACCCCACCGGCCCUCCAUCGACCGUCGGAAAAGGAAAAGAAGUACGACAGGCAGCUGCGCCUGUGGGCGGCCAGCGGCCAGGCGGCGCUCGAGUCGGCGAACCUGCUGCUGGUGAACUCGGGUAGCGGCACCGUUGGCGUCGAGACGCUUAAGAAUCUGGUGCUGCCGGGCAUCGGACGCUUCACCAUCUUCGACGAGGCUACAGUCUGCGAGGCCGAUCUGGGAGUCAACUUCUUCCUAGACGAGGACUCGAUAGGGAAACCCAGGGCACAGUGCUGCGCGGAGCUGCUGGUGGAGCUGAAUCCAGAGGUCCAAGGCGAAUGGCAGCCAAAUCACGAGGCCGGCCCCCUUGGCCUUGAGCAGCUUCUUGGGCAAGCCUCGCCGGCUUAUUCCCUGAUCAUCUACUCGCACCCCAUCUCGAAGAGCGACAGGGAUCUCGUCAAGUCCUACGGCCGCCAGCACGGCACGCCGCUGGUAGCCGUACACUCGGCCGGGCUGUACUCGUAUUUCCGGGUGGAGCUGCCUGGAACUUUCCCCAUCGUCGACACCCACCCAGACGAGACGGCGACGACGGAUCUGCGCCUGCUAGGGCCCUGGCCAGAGCUAGUGGACUUCGCCAAGGGCAUGACUGCAGAUAUUGACGGCCUGGACAACCACCAGCAUGGUCACCUGCCGUACGUGGUGAUAUUGCUCUACUAUCUCGAGCAGUGGAAGGAGAGCUACGAUGGGCGCUACCCCUCGACAUAUGCGGAGAAGACGGCCUUCAGGAAGAUUGUGUCCGAGGCGCAGAGGAGAGACAACGCAGAGGGCGGGGAGGAGAAUUUUGACGAAGCAGUGGCGGCGGUCCUGAAGACCAUCUCGCCACCCUCGCUUCCGUCAGGACUAAAGGAAGUGUUCAAGUACCUGGAUACCCACAAGGAUGCGGCCAAGGGCAGUUUCUGGGUCAUCGCGGCGGCUGUGGGGGCGUUCUGGGAGAAACACCAGUGCCUGCCGGUGCCAGGGAAGGUACCCGACAUGAAGGCACAGUCGAGCGUCUACAUCCAGCUUCAGAACAUCUACAAGGCAAAGGCGCGUCGGGAUGUUGCUGAGGUGCUCGAGACGGUCCGAUCGUCGCCAGGCGGUGGUGGGAUCGAGCCUGCCGAGGUGGAGCUGUUCUGCAAGAACGCUGCGUUUGUCAAGCUCAUCAACGCAACCGAGACUGGGCCCAGCGCUGAUCGGCUGGCCUCGGUCGUAGCGGCCGAACUGGCGAAUGACGCGAACGCAGAGGCCAUGAUGAUGCCCCUGUCGCUGGUCCCCAUCUAUAUGGCCUUGUCUGCCACCGCAGAUGACCCCGCUGCCACGGCCGAGGACAUCAUGGGGACCAUGAGGGAUAUGGUGCCCAGUGCCGCCUCAAACGAUCGGCUAGUGAAAGCGGCCGAGGAGGUGGCCAGGGCCAGUGGCGGCGAGCUCCACAACAUCUCGGCUCUGACGGGCGGCAUGGUGGCCCAGGAGGUGAUCAAGAUCAUCACAAAGCAGUACACACCCGUCGACAACACAUGCAUAUUCGACGGUAUCGGCAGCCGGUGCCAGACUCUGCGUCUAUGA